GGCUACAGGCUGGAGAUGCGUGGGCCGCCGCCGCCGCAAGCGGAGAGAAGAGGCGCUGGUUACUCCUCCCCUCAGCCAGGCAGGGGGAGUCUCUGGCGGACGGAAGCAGGGGCUCUUGGGCAGGCUCCCGACCGCAGAGGGCGCUCCGCCUGCCUCGCUUGGAAAACAGUCACCCACCGACCCGCGGCUGCCGUCUGCUCCCUGGACGGACGAUCCAUGGUUCUCGCCGGUGGUUGUAGCCGCGUGGCCCUCAGCGUCCUGCUCCUGCUGGCCAGCGCUUCAGGUGAAUCUUGUAGGGCAUACACAGAUUCUGAUGGACUCACAUAUUCUGAAAAAUCCUGCCCGCAAUUCUGCUGUGGAAACUGUAUCAGCAGAUAUUGCUGCUUGGAUAGGUCAUAUAAAUUUGGAGAAGAUGAACAAUUUAUGUGUAAUGUGCUGGAUGACAGGACAUAUCAACCCAUCAAGGAAGAAACGUUGAAGUUGCGUUCACACUUCGAUGAUGACUGGGAACCUAGACCCAGUUUUGGGACCUUUGUUGCUAUAGGGGUCACCGUCUUCGUGGUUUUCGUAGUCACUGUCAUUCUGUGCUUCACCUGUUCAUGCUGCUGCUUGUAUAAAAUGUGUCGGAGGCAACGGCCUGUUGUGACCACCACAACUUCCACCACAGUGGUCCAUGCACCAUAUCCCCAGCAGCCCGGGAUACCACAUGGUUACCCAGUGGCACCCUAUCAAGGAUAUCAUCCUGUACCAGUCCAGCCACAACCUGGAAUGCCAGCAGCACCCUACCCAACACAGUAUCCUCCACCUUAUCCAACUCAAGUUUCAGGACCACCUGCCUACCACGAGACAAUGGCAGCUGGUGCUGGAGCACCCUACCCAGUCAAUCAACCCCCCUACAAUCCUGCUUACAUGGACCCUCAGAAGCCUAUCUAUUGAAUGGAUUUUCUAUUAUGCCCUUGUGCAUAACUUUUUUGUAAAGUAUAACGUGCUGUUUACACCAAAUAGCUAUAGCACAUUUUCCUAAAAUGCAGCAGUCCCUCAUCUCUCUGUAAAGAGAGAAAUCUAAAUCAGUAGCUUUUUAAAAUACACUGAGCUCAGCAAGCAAAAGAAUGUAUCACUUGAAGUUCACUCCAUACCUCAAGCAAAUACAAUAGGAGAACUUGUUCAAAUUCUAGUGACAAAAGGGUGAAAAGGGAAUAGUUCAGAUAUAAGAAGCAUGGUAAUAUGUAUUGUGCAAUAAUUUGAAGGGUAUUCAAAAAGAAUGAUCAGAAAUAAGUUAAACAGUUGUAAACACCCAAAGGUGUAGCAUUCAUCUGCAUAUUAUUAAAAUAUAAACCUAAUUGUCAGAAAAUUUAAGUAAAAUUUGAUCUUCCUGUUUUCAGGUUAACAUAAUGAAUUAAGCUACACGUAACUUAGUGAUCUUAGAAGGGAAAUUUCCUUUGCUGGAAUAUAAUUGUCUUCAGAAAGGGAUAGUGAACAUGUUCCAAUAGCUUUUUUCCACACUGGUUGCAUUUAUUUUGUGCCCAACAGGCAGGGGUUUGAUCUAUUCCUUUCCGAUUUUAAAGCUAAAAACAUGUCAAAGUCCACUAGGUGUCUUUUCACUUCAUUUAAUUCUCUGUUAUCCCUGGCAAAAAACAAACCAACCCUCCACUGUUCAAUUAAACAAACGUGUCAAAAAACUGAAAACCUAAGAAAGCUGCAUGAGAACUAUUGGAAGAGAAUUUGUUUGCGUCAUCAUUGGAGUUUUUGACUACGUUUUGAUGAUAGUGCAAAAAAAAAUUUCACCUUGAUAGAACCAUGCAUUGUCCCCAUGAUGAAAACAUUGCUUCUCAAACUUGCAGAAGAGCAGUCUGACCCAGUGCUAAAUCCUGCUCACUCACGUGUGCAGUAGCUAAUUUUAAGAGAAAUGGAGAUAUACCCCAUGUGCCUGCCAGCAAGAUCAAGCCCUAGAUAUCCUGAGUGUGUUUUUACGCUAAGAUAGGAACUUUGUAAGGAAGAUACUUCUUCCAAUAAAAUUAAAUAUUGACUUCAAAAAUACUGGGGGGGGAAUCUCAACACGCUGUACAGCAAAGACCAAAUCCGGCUAUCCUCCCAAUUUCCACUGAGUGUAAUGGGAGUUUGGACUAAGUAAAGAUGGCAGGAUUUGGCCCCAGAGAGGCAAAGGAGCUUAUGUUGUGGAGAAUUGCACAUGUACAGGGAAAAAAAUUGUCUUAUAAAAGUUUCGUGUUAAAAUGUUGACUUUUAUAACCCAUUGCAAUUUUGACCAGUCACAGCAUUAUUUUCGAUUUUAAAGCUUGUAUUUACCAAACUAGUCACGAUUUUAGACACACUGCACAAUCUGAUUUUUAAAAACCCUCAACAACUCUUCUCUAAAAUUGAAAUAGGCUUUUAUUGUCCAGUGAUGAAGCUAAUCAGUUAACUAUUACUUCAAUGCAGCUGAACUGAUGGAAUAUUAUGACAUUACUCUCAUUCUGGUUUCAUUUGUUUAGAGAUGUUUACAAGCUGCUUGUUUUUGGGUCCUGUACUUGUGAUAGGUUAAAAUAUAUAUAUCAAGUUUGUUUGUACAGACAUGAUCUUGUCACAGAUAGUGUUGUUUAUCUUACUUCUAUCUGCAGAAUGGCUGAGACUGAAACUAGCUUUCAAAAACAGCUUUGUCCAUACUUCAGCGUAGUAUCAGACAGUGGGAAUAGAAAUUGAAAGGCAGUCUAUGCCUGGAUUUUUCAACCUUUGUUUGAGAUGGUCUUCAGGGAAUUUCACAGUCUUUCAGCAGUUGUCCAGUAUUCUGAUAGGAGACCCUGUGUCUGCCUUGUUACAUAGAAUCAAGGGGAGCACUUGUGCUAAUAACAUUAAAUAGGGCCAUGAAACAGGCAUAAAAGGGGAGUUGAGUUACACGGUGCAUUUUCUUCCCUGCUUCGCAACCAGAAGAUGGGGUAGCACCUCACUGUAAAUACUGCACGUUUGGAGCUGUGUGGGAACAGCUGGAGAGGAAGGGGGAGACAAGCUGAGGAGUUUCUGCUGUGGUAUGUUCUCCUAGAAAUCCCAUAUAUCUUAUUUUCUGAAGUGUUUUCUGGCAUAAUUCCUUUUCUGUAGCUUCUACUUGUGUGGGUGGCUGGACAAUUAGGAGUGCAGAGGCACAGUAGAAGGGACCAAGAUCAUCACAGCAACCAGUUUAGACAGCUGCCAGGGUAGAGGCAGAACAGAAAGGGGCAGCCAUUCAGCACUAAUGACCUGAGGUCCUCAGAGUUGGGGCUGGGAUUCUCCAUAGUUGUUUGGUUCUGUGUGAUUACAAAGCUGUGGCCUCUUCAUUUUUGUCCUUUCUUCUGCUUAAAGUGGUAACUCCAUUGAGCUGUGGUACCACAGUGUGGUACAGUUUUGAACAUAACUGUUCCUCUUGAGUUUCACAUUUAAGGGGAGAGCAUGGCACAAGGUGAACUUUGUGUAUAGGCAUAUACCCUGCCUAUGCGAUUUACAAGCCACUAGCCCUGAGAAAAUGGUCCAUAUAAGAAGGAUCCAUAGUAGAGAUAUUAUGGACCAGAUACUGUACAAUGGACAUUUAGGAUAAUUUCAGGAUGAUGAGAGAGACCUGCUAUCCUAGGAGAGGAGGAUAUUGUGUCAUUAGGGAUAGGAUAGGAACUGCAUGUGUGGUAUCCUUUCCUCACUGUGUAUAUGUUAAUGGAGCUGGACAGGGUGAAAGAGGAGGAAAUGGGUGCAGAUUUAUACAUUUUCCUGUUUCAUAGUAGAAGUACUUAACUCAGUUUCACAUUCUUAGUGUAUAGUGAAUAUUAAUCAUAGCUAAAAGAUUGACAUUGGACCAAAAUCUGUUGUUCCCAUGUAACGCAGUGAAUUCUGUUUCUGUGUAGCUCAUGUAGUUAUGUUAAUAGUGGGUGUAAUUAAGAGCAGAAAUUGGCCCAUGAAGUCUAUUUUUGCAUUCAUAACAUGUCAGUCAAAAGUAGUUUAUACAUUGCAAGUGUAAAACUGAUAGUGUUAAGUGAGAGGGGGAAUGGAAUUCAAACUUUAUAUGUUUCAAAAGUUGUGUUUUGUUUUUGUAAACUCCAAGUGCCUUUAUUUUGAAAAGUCUAGUGAUUUAAAUACAGUAGAAUAUUCUCUUGUACUAAUUUACCAUAUACUACUUAGUUUUUUUCUUCAAUUAUAAUCUUGCUUUGUAAGUAGUUUGUAGUUAUAAGUGAGAAGUAUUCAGAAGAACUAAAAUAAAGUCUGUAGAUCUAUUUAUAAUAAAUGUCUGAAGUA
This is a messenger RNA of Chelonoidis abingdonii (Abingdon island giant tortoise), 4248 nucleotides long. RefSeq names its product shisa family member 5 (gene SHISA5). The record is from RefSeq and is a predicted model, not a curated record. Lineage: Eukaryota; Metazoa; Chordata; Testudines; Testudinidae.